This is a messenger RNA of Amphibalanus amphitrite, 1713 nucleotides long. Its product is annotated as achaete-scute homolog 2-like. The transcript has a single exon. The record is from RefSeq and is a predicted model, not a curated record. Bases 372 to 1040 code for a protein of 222 amino acids. NCBI's taxonomy places the organism in Eukaryota, Metazoa, Arthropoda, Thecostraca, Balanomorpha, Balanidae. Gene Ontology annotation, biological process: regulation of transcription by RNA polymerase II; developmental process. Gene Ontology annotation, molecular function: protein dimerization activity; DNA-binding transcription factor activity, RNA polymerase II-specific; RNA polymerase II transcription regulatory region sequence-specific DNA binding.
CACACACGGCGGCGUCAGUCGAUCGGGCGGCGGCAGACGCGGCACGUGCCUGGUGACCUCCUGGGGUGCUGAGACGACUGGCGGUCAGUGGACAUCCGGCACGGACUCCGUGGGAACUGAGUGACACGAGCGGACAGAUCAAAUAGACGGGCGUGGAGAUUGAUACUGCCGAGUGUGUCUCGGUCACGACCAGUGGUGUUGAGAGAAAACUCACUAUCUCAGUGUGAACAUCGCUAGCGUGGGGAAUAUCGUGAGAGCGGCACGUAGCUGUGAUCCUGGAGUCGCCUACUUCGACAGCUUCUGUGGCACCCGGGUCUUCCUGGGCGGUGUCUGUGGCCUCCGCAGCCCCUGGAGCUGCUACAACUGUCAACAUGGCCACCAUCUACGCCGUCGUCAGCCCGCACAGCAAGCUGCAAAUCAAGACCGAGCUGCUGAGUCCUCACAGCACCACACGCACCCCAACACCUCAGCGGCCUCUCCGACCUGUGAACAAGGCCGGAGAGCCGGGGAAGGCACGUCGCCAGCUGGCUAUGAACCUCAACAAGGGCGGCCCGGUCAUCAACAACCGACGCAACGCCCGCGAGCGCAACCGGGUCAAGCAGGUCAACCAGGGCUUCGCCGUGCUGCGCGCUCAUCUUCCGUCCGUCGAGAAGAGCAAGAAGGUCAGCAAAGUGGACACUCUGCGCGGUGCCAUCGACUACAUUCAGUCUCUGAGCGAGCUGCUGGCGUCUGCCCCGGAGAGUCCAUGUGAGCCUCCACCUCCGUAUGGUUACCGAACCGACGUACCGGCGGGGGUGCUUCACCAGCCUCUACCUUACCACCCGGCUCCCCCACCGCCGCCAGAGCAUGGCACCUAUCUGCCUGAGCCGCCGCCGUACCGCGACUCAGUGCGGGAGCUGCGUCAGCGCCAGCUCCAGCACCAGCUGCCGCAGCACCCGCAGCAGCUGCUGCAGCUGAGUGGCGCCCUCCGACCGGACGAGACUGACCUGCUGGGGUCACUGCGGUGGUGGCCGACACCCAGCCCGCCUCCGGGACAGUGAGGUCGGUAGCGGAGGGCGAGAUGUGACUGCUGCCUUCGAAGCCGGCGGGCUGAGGUAGCUCACUCCAGAGAAGCUGUGCCAGCUCACUCCAAUGCCGGCCGUGCUAGCUGCCUCCGGAACCGGUGGAUUUUGGCUGGUAGCUCACUCAAAGCAGCUCUGACAAUGCCUCCCACAAUGUGCUUAUUGUGACAGCGUCUACUGGCGGGCUAUGGCAGCUCUUCCAUGGCGUGCGAACUGUAGAUUCUCCCUCCACAGUACGUUGGCUGUGGAUUCUCGACCAAUCAAGGUGCUCUGAUGAUUGUGGCUCAAAGACGAUCUCUUCACUAAUGUUGUGGUGUUAGUACGAUGGGGUAGGUAUACCUGAAGUAGAAGUUUGGUCCGGUUUGUGACGACGCGAGAUGGAAACUGUGUCUUUUCAUGACUUAUUGUCACAUCGUCAUGUUAUACCAAUUUUGUAAACACAAUCGAUGCCUUCCAAGUCAAAUGUUGUAUGUAGGUAUGAAGUGAGCGUUUUACACGCAUGUACUGUGUGAAUGAAUUGUGAACCGUUGCAUCCUACGAGGGAAUUGAGUCAUUCCCAACUCAACGCUUUUGCGACUUUAGUGUACAAUGUAUUUAAUGCUGAUCUGUAAUGAAGAUGUGAUUUGUCUGAAAUGAAGUUUUUCUGACACUA